This is a messenger RNA of Aspergillus ochraceoroseus IBT 24754, 1225 nucleotides long. RefSeq names its product autophagy protein 5. Gene Ontology annotation, cellular component: Atg12-Atg5-Atg16 complex; phagophore assembly site membrane; cytoplasm. NCBI's taxonomy places the organism in Eukaryota, Fungi, Ascomycota, Eurotiomycetes, Eurotiales, Aspergillaceae. The record is from RefSeq and is a predicted model, not a curated record. Gene Ontology annotation, biological process: cellular response to nitrogen starvation; autophagy of mitochondrion; C-terminal protein lipidation. The transcript is spliced from 3 exons. Bases 180 to 1175 code for a protein of 331 amino acids.
CAAUAAUAAACCUUGAUCAAUUCCAGCGAAGCAACACAAGAUACAGUCACAGAUCAUGCUAUAAGUCCGCGCGCGGGGAAGUCUACCCAAGGUAACGCAGAUCAGAUUCCCUCUCUCAUCGCCAACCUAUCAAUAUCAAUCAACUAAUAAUAUAUCACUAGAUAAAUCCAUCCCCCGCCAUGGAGCAAGCGACAUUGAAUGACAUUCAAAAAUCCAUCUGGGAAGGCCAGUUACCUUUGCAAAUCAGCCUUGCUCCAUCCGAGAGCCGCACCUACGACCAGACAGACCCAUAUCUUAUUUCCUGUCCUCGAGUCUCUUAUCUCCCCGCGUUACUCCCCAGGCUCAGGGCUUUCUUCUCUUCGUCGCUCAUCGACCCGUCCGCUGCUUCGCCCCACGACGGCUGGUUCUCGUUCGAGGGCGUACCGCUGAAAUGGCACUAUCCUAUCGGGCUACUCUAUGACCUCUACGCGGGGGCGGACCCCGCAACGAAAUCCCACGACCUGGAUGCCUCCACGGCCGGAGACCACCUCCCCUGGCGUCUGGUCGUCCAUUUCAGCGACUGGCCCGAUGACGAGCUAGUCCGUCUCGAUGCCCACGGCAUGGUGAUGAACGAUGCCUUCAUUAACAGCGUGAAAGAGGCUGAUUUCCUCCGCAACGGAACCGCAAAGGGGAUCAUGUCUUUAUCAAAGGAGGACUCUUCGGGACUAUGGAAGGCCGUCCAAGAUGUCGAUCUCUCCUCCUUUCAACGAAUCUCAAACAUCCUCCUCCCCCCCCCCUCCCAGCCCUUCCGCAAUUUCCCUAUCCGUCUGUUCCUCCCCCUCCCCCCUAAAUCUGGUUCCGACAACCCAGCCCUCAAGGUCGUGCAAUCCCCCGUCCCACCAACAAUCACCCAGUCUAGUCUUGCCGCCGGACAAUCCCUGCUGCUGUCCUCUCGUGCCGGCCUGCCUGGAGCAGGUAGCGUAGCUGGUACCACCACGCAGACCCAAACACAGACUAUCGGCUCGGCUCUCCACUCUCUUCUCCCGAAUUUAUUCCCUAGUCGGAGGACGCCGGUUCUGGCAAAGCCGGUGCUGCAUGGCGCGGCGGUGCCGAUGUCUGCGCCGGUUGAGGAGGUAGUGCGGUGUUCCGCGUAUGGGGAUGGGUGGGUGUACAUUGUGAUUCGGAUGAUGGGGUGAUUAUUAUUAUUAUUUUUUUUCAAUCACUUAGAUCAUGAAUUGAGAUAAAC